AGUGUCCUUCCCCAGAGUUGUCCUACAUUCUUAAUGACAAUUCAUCAUGAUAGCGUUUUUCGGCUGACUAAAUGUGUUUCUAGGGUUUGUAAUGGAUCCAGAUGACUCAGUUGCUUCUGAAACUUAUUCCAUUGGUAUAGUCAGAGACCGCACGGAGGAACUCAGAAAUUGGGCUGAUGAGCCUGACGGUCCAGUGGCUGAUAUAGAGAUGGAGGGUGUAACUGGCAACUUUGAUGAUAUAAAACAGUUCGCUUCCAUGGUUGGAACCACUAUAGUAUCCACAGUUAUGGAUUUUGACAAGUCGUCGAUCGAAGUUUUCAGAGACAGCGUUACUGAAGUGAAAGACAAUAUUGAUAGCUUGAAGAGUCAGAUCAGAGAGCUGAAAGGAUUACAGGCACAUUUCAUCAACUCUCCCAAUCUGCAUUUCGGCGGACAGACGAGAGAAAGCGAAUUGAUAGAAAUGAAGUGUGAUGAAAUCAAACAAGUUUCCAAUGCAAUAAAAGCGUCCAUACGACUGCUUCAGAAAGAAAUCGAAGAUGCGAAGAGACGUGGGGAGGAGAUGAACGGGACAGAAAUGCGGGAGAGACGGACUCUGAGUCGCAGCAUGACGAAACUGAUGUUGGAGGUGACGAGUGACUACUACGAGUCUCAGUUGCAAUACAAGGAGAAAGUGAAGAGCAAGAUCCAGAGACAGCUGGAGUUGGCAGACCAGGGCUUCACUGCAGAGGAGAUUGAACGCAUGUAUGAGGCCAACAUGAAUGUAUACUCACAGGUGGCCGAGAACCUCUACCUAUCGAUGACUUUAGAAGAAGCACAUGCAGCUAAGGGCAAAGCGGACGAUAGGCACGAGGGAAUGGAGAAACUUAUGAAGGCGCUGAAUGAGCUGUACGAGCUGUUUGCCGACCUCGCUCUCUGGGUGGAGGACCAGUCGGAACUCCUGGACAGUGUCGAGGUACACAUCGAGAACUCGGUGGACUAUGUUCGCAAGGCAACCAAAGAUACCAGACAAGCAGUACUGUAUGCGAGAGCGGCCAGACGGAAACAAGUGAUGAUAGCCAUUCUGGUAGCAGUUCUACUUGGAGGUGGAAUAGCUUUUGCCCUCUACUAUAUGGAAAGCAAAGGAAUCAUCUCAUUCUGAAUUUCUGUCGUCUUAUUAUGUAGUUACAUUUUCAAUUCAAUUCAAUUUUUGAUAGA
Molecule: messenger RNA, 1194 nt
Organism: Symsagittifera roscoffensis
Lineage: Eukaryota; Metazoa; Xenacoelomorpha; Acoela; Convolutidae
Product: syntaxin-1A-like
Exons: 7
Coding region: 92-1138 (348 amino acids)
Biological process (GO): intracellular protein transport; exocytosis; synaptic vesicle fusion to presynaptic active zone membrane
Cellular component (GO): plasma membrane; synaptic vesicle; SNARE complex
Molecular function (GO): SNARE binding; SNAP receptor activity
Source: RefSeq, a predicted model, not a curated record